AUGGCCGACCAAAAGACUCAAAUAUCAAAGAGAUCACCUAACGAGCAAAUCGACUUUCAAGAUGGCUCGUCGCACGAAACGCACCCGGACACGUACAACGUCGCACUCAAGCUUGCAGAAGCCCAUGCCGAGGAUGAAGUAGACCCUAUCGCCGAGAAGAAGUUAGUCAAGAAAAUUGAUUGGUACUUGAUGCCACUGAUGUGUAUGACCUACGCUUUGCAAUACUAUGACAAGGUAAUGAUAGGCCACGGCGCCAUCUUUGGGCUCAGAGAAGAUCUGGAUAUUGUCCAAGGUCUGCGAUACUCGAACUGCACUAUGAUCUUCUUCUGUGGUUUCAUCGUCGGCUGCUAUCCUCUCUCCAUAUUGGGCCAGAAAUUCCCUACUGCAAAGGUUUGCGCAGCCAUUUGCUUUCUCUGGGGUAUAGUCGUGCUCUCCACUCCAGCCUGCACUUCCUACUCAGGCUUUAUGGCCAAUCGCUUCUUCCUAGGCCUCAUUGAAGCCGGUGUUUCCCCAUUAUUCAUGCUCGUUACUUCCAAGUGGUAUACCAAUGAAGAACAAGUCCUCAGAAUGGGCUUCUGGUAUUCCAGUGGCGGUGCGGUCAACCUCGUCUCGCCGCUGAUCAACUACGGACUUGGAAGCAUCAAGGGCAGUAUCGCUGGUUGGCGUAUCCUAUACAUCUUCGCCGGUGCCCUCACUCUUCUCUGGUCUUUCGUUGUGUAUGUCUUUUUCCCCGAUUCACCUGUCACGGCAAAACGCCUUACGGAGGCCGAACGAGCAUUGGCCAUUCUGCGGCUGCGAAAGAAUAACACUGGUUUCGAGAACACCCGUUUGAAGCCACGGCAGAUCUGGGAGACGCUGAUUAGUUAUCAGUUCUGGUCCCUGUGCUUGCUCGGAAUGCUGUGUAGUACAGCUACAAGUGCUGCCAACACAUUUUCAAGCUUGGUCUUCAAAGGCCUAGGCUUCAGCGUGUUUCACACCCUCCUACUCAAUAUUCCUUUAGGGGCCAUCUCCAUCUUCACUAUUGUUGGAUCUGGGUGGCUUGGACGGACGUUGCCCGAUAUGAGACAUCAUAUUUAUACCAUCGCAUGCCUUCCAGUUAUCACAGGUUGCGUUCUAUUGUGGCAACUACCUGCUAGUCAAACUGCCGGGCGAAUCGUUGGCAUCUACCUGGUUUCGUUCUUUGGAUCAUGUUACGUGCAGGUCAUAGCCUUUGGCACCUGUAACUUUGCUGGCUAUACUAAGAAGACAAUUGUGUCUGCCGGCAUUUUUAUUGGCUAUUGCCUUGGUAAUAUUAUCGGUCCGUUGCUAUUUGAUGCUACCCACGUCGAUGGCACAUUUAACCUUCACUGUACUCUCGCAGACUUCACCCAGCGCCUCACGAUCAUGGACUCGUCUUCUUCAGAUCGACCAUUCAACAAGGCAGGAUACUCUCCACGUAUCCCCCAAAUCGUUGCUGACAUCCAACAGAUCAUUAUCGUCGGUGCAGGUCCCUCUGGUCUGCUACUGGCUCUUCUUCUUGCCCAGAGAAAUAUCCCUUCUGUUGUUCUGGAGUCGUGGCCGCAUCUUGACACGCGCCUACGAGCAACGCAGUAUGGAGUACCAGCCACCCGCGUCUUCCGUCGCGCCGGCAUUCUUGAGGAUAUUCGCAAAGCCAGUAUCGCAAAAUUUCCGAGUAUAUGUUGGAGGCGUGUCUCAGAUCACGAGAAGCUGAUAAGUCUGGACCUAUCACUUGUCGAGGAUGAUCCCGAUCGCAUGACAAUCUUGCCUCUUGGUGAGAUCAUACAAAUCAUCUACCGACAUUGUCUUGAGAGAGGAGAGGGGCUCAUCGACGUCAAGUUCAAUCAUGAAGUUACAAAUGUCGGCCAGGAUGGCAAUUCUGCCUAUGUUGACGUCAACAUCAAAGGCGAGGGGGGUUCAGAGAAUGCUCGUAUCACUGCUGACUACGUCGUGGGAUGCGACGGAGCAUCUAGUGCUGUCAGACGCUCAUUGUUCGGAAGAGAAUGGCCUGGACAGACACUACCUUAUCGAUUUGUUGUUCAAAAUGUCUACUACGAUGGCUUCCAAAGGCAUAACUGGGACGGUGGAAAUUACAUGGUCGACAAUGAUCACUGGGGCCUCAUUGCGCGCAGAGGAAAAGGAGGUCUAUGGCGCGUCACCUACGGAGACCCAGUCACGGGCUUGACAGACGAAGAGUAUCUGGCUCGUCGUCCAGCACACAUGAAAGCAAUGCUCCCCGGACACCCCGACCCAGACCAGUACCGAAUCGAACACACUAACAUAUACAACAUACACAAUCGUUGCGUUGAGAGCUUCAAGGUCGGGCGUGUCAUUCUAGCCGCUGAUGCGGCGCAUGUCUGCAACCCUAUGGGAGGUUAUGGUUGCAUGACUGCCGUCUUGGACGUCGGUGGUCUAGCAGAUUGCUUCAUCGGAUACUACCAUGGUCUAGCGGACGAAGAUAUCCUUAACAAGUAUGCAGAGGUCCGACGGGAUAUCUUUGUUAGAUAUGUUGAUCCGCGAUCGAUCAAGAAUCUCAAUCGUGUGGCGACAUCUGAUCCUCACACGGUCUUGGAGACAGACAAGUUUUUUGGCAUUCUGAAGGAUCUCCAGCAGGACGACAAUGACAUGAGGGCGUUUUUGUUGAAAGUGUCCAGUAUCGAAUAUGAUUUCACGAAGCAUUACAAGAGCAAUCAGAGCGGGCAAGUUCUAUGA
Fusarium tjaetaba is the source of this 2709-nucleotide messenger RNA. RefSeq names its product 3-(3-hydroxyphenyl)propionate 2-hydroxylase. The transcript has 6 exons. Gene Ontology annotation, cellular component: membrane. Bases 1 to 2709 code for a protein of 902 amino acids. The record is from RefSeq and is a predicted model, not a curated record. Gene Ontology annotation, molecular function: transmembrane transporter activity; FAD binding. Lineage: Eukaryota; Fungi; Ascomycota; Sordariomycetes; Hypocreales; Nectriaceae. Gene Ontology annotation, biological process: transmembrane transport.